AUGCACUGCGUAGCGUUCGGGUGUCUGGUGCUAUUGAGCGUUUGGUGUUGCCAUGCACGGGGGCACGGCACUGCCGCGGCCAUCGACGAUCCAGGGGGACUUCUCGCGGCGGCCACGCGGCCACAGCCAUCGUCCGAGCUGAUGAUGGUGGCGCCGGCACCGCCGCUGGCAGUGUCCGCGUCCACCGUUGGCCUUGACGCGGUGGGAGCCGCGUCGUCGUUGGCUUUGGCCAGUGCCCCGGCCGCAGACCUGGACACGGCUGCGUCCAAGAAGAAAAAGAAGAAGAAAUCGAAAAAGUUCAAAAAAGGCGGCGGUUCUAGCCACAAAGAAGACCACUUUAACAAGAAGGGCAAAAAGGCUGAUAAGGGAUACAAGUCGAAACACUCGAAUCACCAUGGCAAGAAGGGCCACCACAAGAAGGAGGACAAGAAGAAACAUUUUGCGGAGCACGGUGGCCACAAGAAGAAGCACCACGACGAAGGUGGCUAUUACCAUGACCACCACAAGGGCGAGAAGGGUGAAAAGGGCCACAAGUUCGAAGACAAGGGCGCGUACAAGAAGGGGCACAGCACCAAGGGAAAACACGAGGUACACAAGUUGGACGAGUUCAAGAAGAACAAGAAGUUCUACGACGAGCACCAUGACUCGGGACACCACAAGAAGCACGGCGGCUACGAACACAAGCACGGACACAAGGAGGGCAAGAAAUACAAGAAGGGCCACAAGCACGCCGGACACCAUCACGACCACAAGGGCAAGAAGGGCAAACACCAUCACGGCAAGCACCACAAAGAACACAAGGGUCACAAGAAGGCGGCGGGACACGACGAGAAGUACGGGCACAAGAAGGACUACGCGAAGAAGGGCGGUCAUGACGAGCACAAGAAAUGGAAGUUUAGCAAAAAACAAUAA
Messenger RNA from Acyrthosiphon pisum (pea aphid), 912 nucleotides. RefSeq names its product cylicin-2-like. Bases 1 to 912 code for a protein of 303 amino acids. The transcript has a single exon. NCBI's taxonomy places the organism in Eukaryota, Metazoa, Arthropoda, Insecta, Hemiptera, Aphididae. The record is from RefSeq and is a predicted model, not a curated record.